CAGAUUAUAAUCUGACCACUAUUUUGUGCGUUUUGUUUUAAAUUAAAUGAGAAUCGAGGUGAUUUUGGUGGGCCUGCUAACUGUCACUUUGACGUUAGCAGAGCCGCAGCCACAUCGUGAGCCUCACAAGGUGAAGGUAGUUCGAGAAUACAAAACUCAUGAAGAAGGCCCACACGAAAUCCACCGCGAGAGGGUAGAGAGGCACGGCCCCGAGCAUGGUCCUCAUGAACGACACCAUGGACCAGAACAUGGUCCUCAUGAACGACACCAUGGACCAGAGCAUGGGCCUCAUGACAGACACCGUGGCCCUCAUGACAGGGACGAUCACGAUGACCACGGCAGGAGGAGAGGGCCCCACGAACACGAGCACAGCGAGUCCAAAGAGUACAACUCUCACAGCGAAAGGAAGGUGGUCAACGGACGCGUCGUGAAGGACGACUCUUCAGAUGAGGAGCGCGAGUGGGAGGAUGGCAGGAAGACCAGGGACAGCCACCAUGAGCAUAGGGGACCCAAGGGCACUGGCCGUAAAGGCGUGAGACUGGUGUCCGACAUCCUGAUGAAAAUCUUCGGAAAGAAAGUGAACAAGGAGGGAAGCGACCUGCUUUUCAAACUUACUGGUCACGAUGAUGAGGAUGAGGCCAUGGACUACAUCCAGAAUUUUGCUCGCUUCACCAGCCGCCAGCAAUGCCACGAGUUCAUCAGGAAAUUCCGUGGAUCCAGGUCUAUGGAGUUCGUUACGGAGUUUUUGGAGCAGAUGGAAGGCUCCACAAAUGUCCAAGUCUUGAUAGACAUCGCACAGACCAUAACCGGGGAAAAGGAUGUAACAAAGGCUUUCAAUGUAAUCAAGAAGCUCACAGGACACGCGGACUUCGACGGCAUGUUUGAAAUACUGCAGCUCAUUUCCGGAGACAAAGAUAGCCACCAAAUCGCCGACUUCUUCAAGCACAUCGGCCACCACAAAGGUGGUAAAGGAGUGGCCGGUCUGAGGAGCCAAGUGGACAAACUGACGGGAGGCGUCGGCCCUUCGGAAUUCCCUGAAGUAUUGGCCAACUUGAUGGACGAAGUUGACAUGAAAGGCACAUUCGACACCAUGGUUACCUGCACAAGGGCCUCGGAGAUCGGAGAAGCUAUCAAGAUCUUUAACCAGAUUCUAAGGACGGACAGUUUCGCCAAGAGCAUCCUCUUGAUGAAGCAAGCCACUGGACAGAAACAAUUGAAGUACGCGAUAGAAGACCUCACCCAAGAAAUCAGCAGGACGAGUCUCCGAAUCAUCGUGGAGUCGUUAUACAAGAUCACUGGCCGCGCCAACCUUCGGCAAGUGCAAGCACUGUUCAAACGCCUCUUCAAGAUUGACAAUAUCGUCGCUGUGAUCGCCAGGAUCAACAAAGUGAGCAAGCGCCGCGACGCCAUCUUCUUCCUGACGUCACUCCUUGACAUCACCCAAACGAAAAACCUUGAAGACUGCAACACCGUCAUCAAGGGACUCUCCAGUGAUAAGGAUACCACCAUGCUGGAUAUUCUGGAGAAAAUCAGGAUAAAGACGGGCCACGAAGACAUCAUCGACUUCUUCAAGAAGCUCAUCUCUUACACUGGAACCAAAUCGGUGCAACAAGCCUGGGAAAUCAUUCGCAAGGUUACUCAAACUAUCGACAUCUUCGAGUUCUGCAGACGCGUGUAUAAGUUCACGAAGGUGGAAAUCAUCAUCUUCAUCGAAACUAUCAUAAGGAUCACUAAUUCGACCAGCUUCAGUUCUGCUGCCCAGAAGUUCGUGAAAAUCACCAAUGCGAAACAUUUCAUGCAUUCAUUGGAAAUCAUCUAUACGAUCAUUGAAAUGGAUAUCAUCAAGUUCUUCGAAAUCAUCAUAACCAUCAGCAAACGAUUCUUCUUCGAGGAAUGUAUCACCGUAAUUGAGGAAUAUACCGAGUGCAAUGAUUUCAUCACAGCGUUGAAGAGAGUGAAGCGAGCUACCGGACAGAAAACUAUCGUGUCGGCCAUAGAGCACAUUAAGCAGAAGAAACCUAAGGCCGCCACCUUCACCUCUACAACGGAAGCACCCACCACUACUCAGGCACCAACGACCAAGGCCCCUGUGACCAAGAAACCAGGGAAACCCCACCCAAGCACUCACCAUCACCCAAGGCACCCCAGGAAACAUGGCCGCCACGGCACAGAUAAAAACUUUGAUGAUACACAAGGUACUUACAUAAAAGAAGAUGAUUAUUAUUACUUUAAUGAUGAUGACGACGACAAGGGACCAGGACACAAGGGACCAAAGGGACCAGGUGACAAGGGACCAAAGGGACCAGGAGACAAGGGACCAAAGGGACCAGGAGACAAGGGACCAAAGGGACCGGGUGACAAGGGACCAGAAGGACCAGGAGACAAGGGACCAAAGGGACCGGGUGACAAGGGACCAAAGGGACCAGGAGACAAGGGACCAAAGGGACCAGGAGACAAGGGACCAAAGGGACCAGGUGACAAGGGACCAGUAGGACCAGGUGACAAGGGACCACAUGGACCAGGAGACAAGGGACCAAAGGGACCAGGUGACAAGGGACCAAAGGGACCAGGAGACAAGGGACCAAAGGGACCAGGAGACAAGGGACCAAAGGGACCGGGUGACAAGGGACCAGAAGGACCAGGAGACAAGGGACCAAAGGGACCGGGUGACAAGGGACCAAAGGGACCAGGAGACAAGGGACCAAAGGGACCGGGUGACAAGGGACCAGAAGGACCAGGAGACAAGGGACCACAUGGACCAGGAGACAAGGGACCAAAAGGACCAGGUGACAAGGGACCAAAGGGACCAGGUGACAAGGGACCAAAGGGACCAGGAGACAAGGGACCAAAGGGACCAGGAGACAAGGGACCAAAGGGACCGGGUGACAAGGGACCAAAGGGACCAGGAGACAAGGGACCAAAGGGACCGGGUGACAAGGGACCAGAAGGACCAGGAGACAAGGGACCAAAGGGACCGGGUGACAAGGGACCAAAGGGACCAGGAGACAAGGGACCAGAAGGACCAGGAGACAAGGGACCACAUGGACCAGGAGACAAGGGACCAAAGGGACCAGGAGACAAGGGACCAAAGGGACCAGGUGACAAGGGACCAAAGGGACCAGGAGACAAGGGACCAAAGGGACCAGGAGACAAGGGACCAGAAGGACCAGGAGACAAGGGACCACAUGGACCAGGAGACAAGGGACCAAAGGGACCAGGAGACAAGGGACCAGGAGACAAGGGACCAAAGGGACCAGGUGACAAGGGACCACAUGGACCAGGAGACAAGGGACCAAAGGGACCAGGUGACAAGAGACCAGAAGGACCAGGCGACAAGGGACCAAAGGGACCAGGAGACAAGGGACCAAAGGGACCAGGUGACAAGGGACCAAAGGGACCAAAGGGACCAGGAGACAAGGGACCAGAAGGACCAGGCGACAAGGGACCAAAGGGACCAGGAGACAAGGGACCAAAGGGACCAGGAGACAAGGGACCAAAGGGACCAGGCGACAAGGGACCAAAGGGACCAGGAGACAAGGGACCAAAGGGACCAGGUGACAAGGGACCAGAAGGACCAGGAGACAAGGGACCAAAGGGACCAGGAGACAAGGGACCAGAAGGACCAGGCGACAAGGGACCAAAGGGACCAGGAGACAAGGGACCAAAGGGACCUGGUGACAAGGGACCAGUAGGACCAGGAGACAAGGGACCAAAGGGACCAGGUGACAAGGGACCACAUGGACCAGGCGACAAGGGACCAAAGGGACCAGGAGACAAGGGACCAAAGGGACCAGGUGACAAGGGACCACAUGGACCAGGCGACAAGGGACCAAAGGGACCAGGAGACAAGGGACCAAAGGGACCAGGUGACAAGGGACCAGUAGGACCAGGUGACAAGGGACCAAAGGGACCAGGAGACAAGGGACCAAAGGGACCAGGCGACAAGGGACCAAAGGGACCAGGAGACAAGGGACCAAAGGGACCAGGAGACAAGGGACCAAAGGGACCAGGCGACAAGGGACCAAAGGGACCAGGAGACAAGGGACCAGAAGGACCAGGAGACAAGGGACCAAAGGGACCAGGAGACAAGGGACCAGAAGGACCAGGCGACAAGGGACCAAAGGGACCAGGAGACAAGGGACCACAUGGCCCAAGAGACAAGGGACCAAAGGGACCUGGUGACAAGGGACCAGUAGGACCAGGAGACAAGGGACCAAAGGGACCAGGUGACAAGGGACCACAUGGACCAGGCGACAAGGGACCAAAGGGACCAGGUGACAAGGGACCACAUGGACCAGGCGACAAGGGACCAAAGGGACCAGGAGACAAGGGACCAAAGGGACCAGGUGACAAGGGACCACAUGGACCAGGCGACAAGGGACCAAAGGGACCAGGUGACAAGGGACCACAUGGACCAGGCGACAAGGGACCAAAGGGACCAGGAGACAAGGGACCAAAGGGACCAGGCGACAAGGGACCAAAGGGACCAGGAGACAAGGGACCAAAGGGACCAGGAGACAAGGGACCAAAGGGACCAGGUGACAAGGGACCACAUGGACCAGGCGACAAGGGACCAAAGGGACCAGGUGACAAGGGACCACAUGGACCAGGCGACAAGGGACCAAAGGGACCAGGAGACAAGGGACCAAAGGGACCAGGCGACAAGGGACCAAAGGGACCAGGAGACAAGGGACCAAAGGGACCAGGAGACAAGGGACCAAAGGGACCAGGAGACAAGGGACCACAUGGACCAGGAGACAAGGGACCAAAGGGACCAGGAGACAAGGGACCACAUGGACCAGGAGACAAGGGACCAAAGGGACCAGGUGACAAGGGACCAGAAGGACCAGGUGACAAGGGACCAGUAGGACCAGGAGAAAAGGGACCAAAGGGACCAGGAGACAAGGGACCACAUGGACCAGGUGACAAGGGACCAAAGGGACCAGGAGACAAGGGACCAAAGGGACCAGGAGACAAGGGACCAAAGGGACCAGGUGACAAGGGACCAGAAGGACCAGGAGACAAGGGACCAAAGGGACCAGGAGACAAGGGACCAAAGGGACCAGGUGACAAGGGACCAGUAGGACCAGGAGACAAGGGACCAAAGGGACCAGGUGACAAGGGACCACAUGGACCAGGAGACAAGGGACCACAUGGACCAGGCGACAAGGGACCAAAGGGACCAGGAGACAAGGGACCAGAAGGACCAGGCGACAAGGGACCAAAGGGACCAGGAGACAAGGGACCAAAGGGACCAGGAGACAAGGGACCAGAAGGACCAGGCGACAAGGGACCAAAGGGACCAGGAGACAAGGGACCAAAGGGACCAGGUGACAAGGGACCAGAAGGACCAGGAGACAAGGGACCAAAGGGACCAGGAGACAAGGGACCAAAGGGACCAGGUGACAAGGGACCAGUAGGACCAGGAGACAAGGGACCAAAGGGACCAGGUGACAAGGGACCACAUGGACCAGGAGACAAGGGACCACAUGGACCAGGCGACAAGGGACCAAAGGGACCAGGAGACAAGGGACCAAAGGGACCAGGUGACAAGGGACCACAUGGACCAGGAGACAAGGGACCACAUGGACCAGGCGACAAGGGACCAAAGGGACCAGGUGACAAGGGACCAAAGGGACCAGGAGACAAGGGACCAAAGGGACCAGGCGACAAGGGACCAAAGGGACCAGGAGACAAGGGACCAAAGGGACCAGGAGACAAGGGACCAAAGGGACCAGGAGACAAGGGACCACAUGGACCAGGAGACAAGGGACCAAAGGGACCAGGUGACAAGGGACCAGAAGGACCAGGUGACAAGGGACCAGUAGGACCAGGAGACAAGGGACCAAAGGGACCAGGAGACAAGGGACCAAAGGGACCAGGAGACAAGGGACCAGAAGGACCAGGAGACAAGGGACCACAUGGCCCAGGAGACAAGGGACCAAAGGGACCAGGAGACAAGGGACCAAAGGGACCAGGUGACAAGGGACCAAAGGGACCAGGCGACAAGGGACCAAAGGGACCAGGAGACAAGGGACCAAAGGGACCAGGAGACAAGGGACCAAAGGGACCAGGAGACAAGGGACCAAAGGGACCAGGUGACAAGGGACCAGUAGGACCAGGAGACAAGGGACCAAAGGGACCAGGAGACAAGGGACCAAAGGGACCAGGUGACAAGGGACCAGUAGGACCAGGAGACAAGGGACCAAAGGGACCAGGAGACAAGGGACCAAAGGGACCAGGAGACAAGGGACCAGAAGGACCAGGCGACAAGGGACCAAAGGGACCAGGCGACAAGGGACCAAAGGGACCAGGUGACAAGGGACCAAAGGGACCAGGAGACAAGGGACCAGAAGGACCAGGCGACAAGGGACCAAAGGGACCAGGAGACAAGGGACCAGGAGACAAGGGACCAAAGGGACCAGGAGACAAGGGACCAGAAGGACCAGGCGACAAGGGACCAAAGGGACCAGGUGACAAGGGACCAAAGGGACCAGGCGACAAGGGACCAAAGGGACCAGGAGACAAGGGACCAAAGGGACCAGGAGACAAGGGACCAGAAGGACCAGGUGACAAGGGACCAAAGGGACCAGGAGACAAGGGACCAAAGGGACCAGGAGACAAGGGACCAAAGGGACCAGGAGACAAGGGACCAAAGGGACCAGGUGACAAGGGACCAGAAGGACCAGGCGACAAGGGACCAAAGGGACCAGGAGACAAGGGACCAAAGGCACCAUGUGACAAGGGACCAAAGGGACCAGGCGACAAGGGACCAAAGGGACCAGGCGACAAGGGACCAGGCGACAAGGGACCAAAGGGACCAGGCGACAAGGGACCACAUGGACCAGGAGACAAGGGACCACAUGGACCAGGAGACAAGGGACCACAUGGACCAGGAGACAAGGGACCACAUGGACCAGGUGACAAGGGACCAAAGGGACCAGGAGACAAGGGACCAGAAGGACCAGGCGACAAGGGACCAAAGGUACCAGGAGACAAGGGACCAAAGGGACCAGGCGACAAGGGACCAAAGGGACCAGGAGACAAGGGACCAGAAGGACCAGGAGACAAGGGACCAAAGGGACCAGGAGACAAGGGACCAAAGGGACCAGGAGACAAGGGACCAGAAGGACCAGGCGACAAGGGACCAAAGGGACCAGGUGACAAGGGACCAGAAGGACCAGGCGACAAGGGACCAAAGGGACCAGGUGACAAGGGACCACAUGGACCAGGAGACAAGGGACCAAAGGGACCAGGAGACAAGGGACCAAAGGGACCAGGAGACAAGGGACCACAUGGCCCAGGAGACAAGGGACCAAAGGGACCAGGAGACAAGGGACCAGAAGGACCAGGAGACAAGGGACCAAAGGGACCAGGAGACAAGGGACCAAAGGGACCAGGAGACAAGGGACCACAUGGACCAGGAGACAAGGGACCAAAGGGACCAGGAGACAAGGGACCAAAGGGACCAGGUGACAAGGGACCAGAAGGACCAGGAGACAAGGGACCAAAGGGACCAGGAGACAAGGGACCAGAAGGACCAGGAGACAAGGGACCAAAGGGACCAGGAGACAAGGGACCACAUGGACCAGGAGACAAGGGACCAAAGGGACCAGGAGACAAGGGACCAAAGGGACCAGGUGACAAGGGACCAGAAGGACCAGGAGACAAGGGACCAAAGGGACCAGGAGACAAGGGACCAAAGGGACCAGGUGACAAGGGACCAGAAGGACCAGGAGACAAGGGACCAAAGGGACCAGGUGACAAGGGACCAGUAGGACCAGGUGACAAGGGACCAAAGGGACCAGGAGACAAGGGACCAAAGGGACCAGGUGACAAAGGACCAGAAGGACCAGGAGACAAGGGACCAAAGGGACCAGGUGACAAGGGACCACAUGGACCAGGAGACAAGGGACCAAAGGGACCAGGAGACAAGGGACCAGGUGACAAGGGACCAGAAGGACCAGGAGACAAGGGACCAAAGGGACCAGGAGACAAGGGACCAGAAGGACCAGGAGACAAGGGACCAAAGGGACCAGGAGACAAGGGACCACAUGGACCAGGUGACAAGGGACCAAAGGGACCAGGUGACAAGGGACCACAUGGACCAGGAGACAAGGGACCAAAGGGACCAGGAGACAAGGGACCAAAGGGACCAGGAGACAAGGGACCACAUGGCCCAGGAGACAAGGGACCAAAGGGACCAGGAGACAAGGGACCAAAGGGACCAGGUGACAAGGGACCAGAAGGACCAGGAGACAAGGGACCAAAGGGACCAGGAGACAAGGGACCACAUGGACCAGGUGACAAGGGACCAAAGGGACCAGGUGACAAGGGACCAGGAGACAAGGGACCAAAGGGACCAGGAGACAAGGGACCACAUGGACCAGGUGACAAGGGACCACAUGGACCAGGAGACAAGGGACCAAAGGGACCAGGAGACAAGGGACCAAAGGGACCAGGAGACAAGGGACCACAUGGCCCAGGAGACAAGGGACCAAAGGGACCAGGAGACAAGGGACCAGAAGGACCAGGCGACAAGGGACCAAAGGGACCAGGUGACAAGGGACCAGAAGGACCAGGAGACAAGGGACCAAAGGGACCAGGAGACAAGGGACCAAAGGGACCAGGUGACAAGGGACCACAUGGACCAGGAGACAAGGGACCAAAGGGACCAGGAGACAAGGGACCAAAGGGACCAGGUGACAAGGGACCAGAAGGACCAGGAGACAAGGGACCAAAGGGACCAGGAGACAAGGGACCAAAGGGACCAGGUGACAAGGGACCAGAAGGACCAGGAGACAAGGGACCAAAGGGACCAGGUGACAAGGGACCAGUAGGACCAGGAGACAAGGGACCAAAGGGACCAGGAGACAAGGGACCACAUGGACCAGGAGACAAGGGACCAAAGGGACCAGGAGACAAGGGACCAAAGGGACCAGGUGACAAGGGACCAGAAGGACCAGGAGACAAGGGACCAAAGGGACCAGGAGACAAGGGACCAAAGGGACCAGGUGACAAGGGACCAGAAGGACCAGGAGACAAGGGACCAAAGGGACCAGGUGACAAGGGACCAGUAGGACCAGGUGACAAGGGACCAAAGGGACCAGGAGACAAGGGACCAAAGGGACCAGGUGACAAAGGACCAGAAGGACCAGGAGACAAGGGACCAAAGGGACCAGGUGACAAGGGACCACAUGGACCAGGAGACAAGGGACCAAAGGGACCAGGAGACAAGGGACCAGGUGACAAGGGACCAGAAGGACCAGGAGACAAGGGACCAAAGGGACCAGGAGACAAGGGACCAGAAGGACCAGGAGACAAGGGACCAAAGGGACCAGGAGACAAGGGACCACAUGGACCAGGUGACAAGGGACCAAAGGGACCAGGUGACAAGGGACCACAUGGACCAGGAGACAAGGGACCAAAGGGACCAGGAGACAAGGGACCAAAGGGACCAGGAGACAAGGGACCACAUGGCCCAGGAGACAAGGGACCAAAGGGACCAGGAGACAAGGGACCAAAGGGACCAGGUGACAAGGGACCAGAAGGACCAGGAGACAAGGGACCAAAGGGACCAGGAGACAAGGGACCACAUGGACCAGGUGACAAGGGACCAAAGGGACCAGGUGACAAGGGACCAGGAGACAAGGGACCAAAGGGACCAGGAGACAAGGGACCACAUGGACCAGGUGACAAGGGACCAAAGGGACCAGGUGACAAGGGACCACAUGGACCAGGAGACAAGGGACCAAAGGGACCAGGAGACAAGGGACCAAAGGGACCAGGAGACAAGGGACCACAUGGCCCAGGAGACAAGGGACCAAAGGGACCAGGAGACAAGGGACCAGAAGGACCAGGCGACAAGGGACCAAAGGGACCAGGUGACAAGGGACCAGAAGGACCAGGAGACAAGGGACCAAAGGGACCAGGAGACAAGGGACCACAUGGCCCAGGAGACAAGGGACCAAAGGGACCAGGAGACAAGGGACCAAAGGGACCAGGUGACAAGGGACCACAUGGACCAGGAGACAAGGGACCAAAGGGACCAGGAGACAAGGGACCAGAAGGACCAGGCGACAAGGGACCAAAGGGACCAGGAGACAAGGGACCACAUGGCCCAGGAGACAAGGGACCAAAGGGACCAGGAGACAAGGGACCAAAGGGACCAGGUGACAAGGGACCAGAAGGACCAGGUGACAAGGGACCAGAAGGACCAGGAGACAAGGGACCAAAGGGACCAGGAGACAAGGGACCACAUGGACCAGGUGACAAGGGACCAAAGGGACCAGGAGACAAGGGACCAAAGGGACCAGGUGACAAGGGACCACAUGGACCAGGAGACAAGGGACCAAAGGGACCAGGAGACAAGGGACCAGAAGGACCAGGCGACAAGGGACCAAAGGGACCAGGAGACAAGGGACCACAUGGCCCAGGAGACAAGGGACCAAAGGGACCAGGAGACAAGGGACCAAAGGGACCAGGUGACAAGGGACCAGAAGGACCAGGUGACAAGGGACCAGAAGGACCAGGAGACAAGGGACCAAAGGGACCAGGGGACAAGGGACCACAUGGACCAGGUGACAAGGGACCAAAGGGACCAGGUGACAAGGGACCACAUGGACCAGGAGACAAGGGACCAGUAGGACCAGGUGACAAGGGACCAAAGGGACCAGGAGACAAGGGACCAGUAGGACCAGGUGACAAGGGACCAAAGGGACCAGGAGACAAGGGACCACAUGGACCAGGCGACAAGGGACCAAAGGGACCAGGAGACAAGGGACCAAAGGGACCAGGAGACAAGGGACCACAUGGACCAGGUGACAAGGGACCAAAGGGACCAGGAGACAAGGGACCAAAGGGACCAGGUGACAAGGGACCAGAAGGACCAGGAGACAAGGGACCAAAGGGACCAGGAGACAAGGGACCACAUGGACCAGGUGACAAGGGACCAGAAGGACCAGGAGACAAGGGACCAAAGGGACCAGGAGACAAGGGACCAGGUGACAAGGGACCAGAAGGACCAGGCGACAAGGGACCAAAGGGACCAGGUGACAAGGGACCAAAGGGACCAGGCGACAAGGGACCAAAGGGACCAGGAGACAAGGGACCAGAAGGACCAGGUGACAAGGGACCAAAGGGACCAGGAGACAAGGGACCACAUGGACCAGGAGACAAGGGACCAAAGGGACCAGGUGACAAGGGACCAGAAGGACCAGGCGACAAGGGACCAAAGGGACCAAGAGACAAGGGACCACAUGGACCAGGAGACAAGGGACCAAAGGGACCAGGAGACAAGGGACCAAAGGGACCAGGUGACAAGGGACCAGAAGGACCAGGCGACAAGGGACCAAAGGGACCAGGAGACAAGGGACCAAAGGGAUCAGGAGACAAGGGACCAAAGGGACCAGGAGACAAGGGACCACAUGGCCCAGGAGACAAGGGACCAAAGGGACCAGGAGACAAGGGACCAGAAGGACCAGGCGACAAGGGACCAAAGGGACCAGGAGACAAGGGACCACAUGGCCCAGGAGACAAGGGACCACAUGGACCAGGAGACAAGGGACCAAAGGGACCAGGAGACAAGGGACCACAUGGCCCAGGAGACAAGGGACCAAAGGGACCAGGAGACAAGGGACCAAAGGGACCAGGAGACAAGGGACCAAAGGGACCAGGUGACAAGGGACCAGUAGGACCAGGAGACAAGGGACCAAAGGGACCAGGAGACAAGGGACCAAAGGGACCAGGAGACAAGGGACCAGAAGGACCAGGCGACAAGGGACCAAAGGGACCAGGAGACAAGGGACCACAUGGCCCAGGAGACAAGGGACCACAUGGACCAGGAGACAAGGGACCAAAGGGACCAGGUGACAAGGGACCAGAAGGACCAGGCGACAAGGGACCAAAGGGACCAGGCGACAAGGGACCAAAGGGACCAGGUGACAAGGGACCAGAAGGACCAGGCGACAAGGGACCAAAGGGACCAGGAGACAAGGGACCAGAAGGACCAGGUGACAAGGGACCAAAGGGACCAGGAGACAAGGGACCAGAAGGACCAGGUGACAAGGGACCAGAAGGACCAAAUGACAAUUGGAUAUCUGUGCCAGGACAACCAAGUCAACCAGGUUUACCAGGGCAACCAGGACAAUCAGGACAACCAAGCAUACCAGGACAACCAGGUCAACCAGGGCAACCAGGACAACCAAGCAUACCAGGACAACCAGGUCUACCAGGACAACCAGGACAACCAAGCAUACCAGGAGGACCAGGGCAACCAGGACUCCCAGGAGUGCCAGGGCAACCAGGGCAACCAGGUCAACCAGGACAACCAGGACAACCAGGGCAAUCACUCGAAGAACCAGAGUGGGACGAACCACGUUAUCCAUACUAUCCUAGACCAGGCAUCCAAACUUUCGCAUUAUAA
Messenger RNA from Ostrinia nubilalis (European corn borer), 12424 nucleotides. Its product is annotated as hornerin-like. NCBI's taxonomy places the organism in Eukaryota, Metazoa, Arthropoda, Insecta, Lepidoptera, Crambidae. The coding region runs from base 47 to 12424 and encodes 4125 amino acids. The record is from RefSeq and is a predicted model, not a curated record. The transcript has 36 exons.